AUGGACGACGAGCGUCUACCCGGGCGACUUUUCUGUGGCAAUUUUGCCAUAGAUGCGCGCCGAAAAGGUGGACAACGGCGACACUACAGGGACAAUCUGCGGUCCUCCCUAAAGGAUCUACAACUCAAGCCAAAGACCUGGUGGGAUCCCGCUCAUGAUCAACUGGCCGGUGGAAUGACGAAGAAAACUGAAGCAGAAACCUACGAAACCAACCAGAUUGGCACUGCAAAGCCAAAUGAGCGGCUUGCAAUUCUCAAGCGUCUAUGGUUCAUAACGCCCACACCCAACCUCUCCCAAUAUGCCCAGGCUGCCGACCAACAUGUCAUGCGUGGAUCGACAUCGUUGGAUACCGCUGGACUCAAUGUGAUAACAGCCCAACAACUCCACCUGUCGCACCCGCAAAUGCCUCACCGCCAGCCCAGCGCAAACCCCCCAGGGCGGCGACCACCGCCACCGGUGAUUGUACUUCUGAUGCCUCGACGCCUCAGCCAACGCCGUCGAACCCCACCACCCCUAACAUCCCUAUCCAACCCCUGCGAUGACGGCGACUUCCACCUCUCCGAUCCCCACCACCGGUGAACACAUUCCCAAUGUCUUGUCAGUUCCCACUCACACCACCAGCGUUCCAAUCGCCAGUAAUGUGGACUCGAUCCUAGCCUGUCCACGUUGCAGUCACACCUUCAGCUCACUCGUCGACCUGCUCGGUCACUUGCGAAUCCAUCGUCCUUGGGUUGGCCCAUCAGUUCCAGGAGACCCUACGUGCACUCAUCACACUUGCAUUCACCGUCCGCGCUGCCAACGCGCAUCGACUCGUGGGCCUAUUCGACCACAUACGCAUUCACGACAGCGGAAUUCAUUGUAAUAUUGACACUCCGAGCACACCUUACAUAUCCGACAACUCUUCCAUCUCCAUUACUACCAACCCUUCACUCAUCAGCGCUGCGGACAGUGGUAAAAUCACCACCGCAACCGACUCAUCAGCUCCAAACCUAUCCUGCCCACAGAAUCACCGCGCAUGUACAUCCCGCAUCGGUCUAGUCUGUCACUUGCGAAUACAGCGCGUGGAGACUAGAAAAUCAGUGUCUGGAGCACCAACAUAGACCCAUCGCACCCACCUCAACUGCUCACACUAUUUACGCACAUUCAGUCGCUGCGCGGACCUACUGGGCUAUAUGCGCAUCCAUGAAGACUUGUGACAAAACGCCACCGACCAAACCCUAUCUCUACAUAUCACCCCACCAACAUACAUCUCACGCGUACCUGCCCAGCACCCAUAACAAGCACAGAUUCAGUGCCUUUCACGCGCGUGGGAAUCGUGCUCAUUGGCUCCUUCCCCAUGUGACCCCCCUACUGAUCGAAAACAUGUGAGAUCCGAACAACCUAUGCACUUUUUUGAGACCCUGGUGUUUUGUGUCCGGGGGUCAAGUCAUGCAUGUGGUACGCGCAGACGGGCUGUCUUUAGCUCUAUCAGCCACUGAGCCAAAUUUCAGCAUCAACUGUUUGGUCGGAUAGGACGAUCAACUGGUGCAUAGGAGUGUGGGGGAGAGAGUGGGGUCGACUCUCACACAGGUGGGAAAUGUGCUCCUUGACUCCUUCUCCGUAUGCCUCCUCCGUUGCAUGUAUGGUCGGAGGCUGAGAUUUUUACGAUGUGCCAAGCGCCGUGACUUGGAAGGUCGUCGACUGAUGCCUAUACCCAGUCCACCCACUCUGCCCAGCUGUGUGUGUUUGUGUGAAGUGGCGGACUGGGGGGCUGAGAGUCAGGCUUUCACGGCUCCUUCUCAUGACGACCCCUGGCGCUCUCACGCGUGUGAAGAGUGUGUGUAUAUGGGUAAUGCCUCUCAGUAUCAGGGUGUAGGGGUGUCAGCGGUGGGUCCACGUGAUGGUCGUAGUGGUCGCUCACUUGCUUGCAGGUGAGACUACACCUAGCGUCCAUUUGCUGGCACCUAACUCUCACCUGUGGCUCCACGUAGCUGGGCUCUGCUCAGCGGCCACACCCCGGGCAACCGUCUCGACCGGCGGGCUAAACCAGGUGAGGGUAUCCGUGCGUGCACCUGCACGCGCGGUACUGUGGUCUGCGCUGGCCGGAUGGAUCUUCGCGUCGACAUCGUCGAGACGAGGCUCUGCCUGGACCAUCGUAGGCGGCCACCAGGUAAGUUUCCCCUCAGGUAAGUGCGCUUGCUUUGUUUCUUCCUUUUGUUUGUUGAAGUUCCGGGUCAUACGCUGCGCUUGCUGCCUGCCCUUUAUAUGCUAGUCUGUCUGUUAAUAGCUAAACGACACCCUCGAUGCCUGCUGCGAUUGUCUGUCUGUCAGUCUAUGCCACUCUCUACUAAUAGCUAGGUGUUACGGUGCCUGACUUUGUGUGGUGCCCUCACCUUGUCUCUGACUGGUGACUGUGUCCGCUUGUCCACUCUAGCUCUAAGUCCCAUAGCGUUAGGCAGUGUGUAUGCUCUCUCCUACUUCACUCCAUCACAUCAUCACCUCACCACCAAGGUCCCAGGCUAAUUCGGGUCGUUCUCUCACUAACAAAAGUCGUGGCCCAUAGUCGAGUCCGGCAGCCGUCUGGGAUAACCGGGCAGCCCUGUUCAGGGAUGCGUUGCCUGCCCCCGCGAGGGGGAGGGGGCUAGAAAAGGUGCCCUAAAGAUCGCUGGGAACCACGCUGUCUGUAGGCUGGCCGUGGCCGCAGACAAAAAACACACGGUCGAAACAGCCAAAACCGAAACAACAACAACAACAAUCGCUAUCUUCCUCUUCCAGCCUAUUCUUCUUCUUCUCCUACUCCUACUUUUCGUCGCCGCAGUUGCCAGACUGGCAGGGUGAGCCCGCUCACUCUGGCAGCCUGGAAUGUUCGUUCCCUUUUAGACAAUCCGAGGAGCAACCGACCGGAACGGAGGACGGCGCUAGUGGCAAGAGAACUGGCGCGCUACAAGGUGGACAUCGCCGCACUCAGCGAGACCCGAUUCUCCGAACAAGGCCAACUGGAGGAGGUGGGUGCCGGCUACACCUUCUUAUGGAGUGGUCGACCCAAGGCAGAGCGACGAGACGCGGGUGUCGCCUUCGCCAUCCGGAAGGACAUCGUGGGACGACUACCCUGUUUGCCGCAGGGUGUCAACGAUCGCUUGAUGAGCCUCCGUCUGCCUCUGCGGGGUGGGGGCAAAUUCGCCACCAUCAUGAGCGCCUACGCUCCGCCGAUGAGCAGCCCCGACGCCGCCGCAAGAGACAAGUUCUACGAGGACCUGCACGCCCUCUUGGCGACUGUGUCGAAGGCGGACAAGUUGAUUGUCCUUGGUGACUUCAACGCCCGCGUCGGCACAGACCAUACUGCCUGGAGGGGAGUGCUGGGUCCUCACGGUCUCCGCGGCUCCAACGACAACGGCCUGCUGCUCCUUCGCACCUGCGCAGAACACCGCCUCAUCCUGACGAACACGUUCUUCUGUCUGCCGGAGCGAGAGAAGGCCACCUGGAGGCAUCCUCGGUCGCGUCAGUGGCACCUGCUGGACUAUGUCCUCGUCCGGAGGCGAGAUCAGCGGGACGUGCUGGUGACGAAGGCGAUCGCGGGUGCUGACGGGUGGACCGAUCAUCGCCUCGUCAUCUCGAAGAUGCGUAUUCGCCUACAGCCUCGCAGGAGACCACAAGGUAAGCGACCCCCAGUUAAGCUGAAUGUUGCUUUGUUGUCUUUGCCUGCUCACCGUCUCCAUUUCAGCAAUGAGCUAGCUCAACGGCUAGACAACCUUCCUAUCGCUGCCGCCGACGACGCCGCCGCUGCCGAGAACGCCGCCGUGGAGAAUCGCUGGUGUCAACUGCGAGACACAGUCCAGUCGACGGCGCUCGCCGUCCUCGGUCGCGCUCCCCGCCAACACCAGGACUGGUUCGACGAAAACGACGCCGCCAUCAGAAAUCUGCCAGCUGAGAAGAACCGCCUCCACAAAGCCUACGUAGAUCAUCCCACUGAGGACAACAAAGCUGCCUUCUACCGCAGUCGCCGCCAACUUCAGCAACGACUGCGCGAGAUGCAGGACGCCUGGACUGCUCGCAAAGCUGAGGAGAUCCAAGGCUACGCGGACCGCAACGAAUGGAAGAACUUCUUCUCCGCGAUCAAAGCUGUCUACGGUCCGCCGACGAAGGGCACUGCUCCUCUCCUCAGCGCCGACGGCAGCACUCUCCUGACUGAGAAGACGCAAAUCCUGCAGCGAUGGGCCGAGCACUUUCGAGGCGUCCUCAACCGCCCUUCCGUCAUCUCCGACGCCGCCAUCGCCCGCUUGCCGCAAGUGGAGACCAACGUGGACCUCGACCUCCCGCCAUCUCUCCAGGAGACCAUCAGGGCCGUGCAGCAAAUCUCCAGCGGGAAAGCACCCGGAUCGGACGCAAUCCCUGCCGAGGUCUACAAGCACGGAGGUCCCCUACUGAUGGAUCACCUGACUGCGCUCUUCCAGGAGAUGUGGCGUCAAGGUGA
This is a messenger RNA of Spirometra erinaceieuropaei, 4450 nucleotides long. The record is from the annotation of a GenBank genome assembly. NCBI's taxonomy places the organism in Eukaryota, Metazoa, Platyhelminthes, Cestoda, Diphyllobothriidea, Diphyllobothriidae.